Messenger RNA from Calidris pugnax (ruff), 1864 nucleotides. RefSeq names its product hyaluronoglucosaminidase 1 (gene HYAL1). The transcript has 3 exons. Lineage: Eukaryota; Metazoa; Chordata; Aves; Charadriiformes; Scolopacidae. The coding region runs from base 450 to 1760 and encodes 436 amino acids. The record is from RefSeq and is a predicted model, not a curated record. Gene Ontology annotation, molecular function: hyalurononglucosaminidase activity. Gene Ontology annotation, biological process: carbohydrate metabolic process; hyaluronan catabolic process.
CCCCACAAUGGCCGAUGCCCUCCCCUUCCCCAGCGGCGCCUGCCCGGCCUGGCCCGGCCCACGUCUGUCACCCGUGACCUUGGCCUCCCCACCCCGCCCGUGUCUGUUUGUCUUUCCAGUCCAGCUCAUCGCCCGGCCGGUCACCGGGUGUUGACUCUGCACAUUCCUCCCCGGCCGGGCCCACCGCUGGAAGCCAUCACCCGGGGCUGGCACGCUGCCCUCCCCACUGCCGGCCCACCAGGCCGGGCUCCGGCUGCUGAUAACUUCAGGGACUUCCCGUGAGGAGGAGGAGGAGGAGGAGGAGGAGGGAGAGGUAGCCCUCGGCGACUGGCACUGCUUGGGAACCGGGGUGUGGAUUCUUGCUGCCUCCAGCCCGGGUCUGCCCUGGUCUCAGCCCGUCUCGGCUCUCCCCAGGCAGCGCUGGGACCCAUCCCGUGCCCACCAGCACCAUGGCAUCGGGGUGGUCCUGCCGGCUCCUCCUGCUGCUCCUGCCUGCCCUGGUCGGUGCCGGGGGGGCUGGAGGUCCCAUUCUCUUCAACCGCCCCUUCGUCACCAUCUGGAACAUCCCCACCGAGCGCUGUGCUGAGAAGUACAACGUAACCCUCAACCUGGAGGUCUUCGAUGUGUUGGCCAACGACCAGCAGUCCUUCGUCGGACAGGAUAUCACCCUCUUCUACGCCAAGGAGCUGGGGCUUCUCCCCUACUACACACCUGAGGGGGUGCCAGUGAACGGGGGGAUCCCCCAAAAUGCCAGCCUGGAGGCCCACCUCCGCCAGGCCACCCGUGACAUCGAGGUCACCCUGCCCAACCCUGCCUAUGAUGGGCUGGCUGUCAUCGACUGGGAGAAGUGGCGCCCGCUGUGGGUCCGCAACUGGGACUCCAUGGACAUCUACCGGCAGAAGUCGGAGGAGCUGGUGCGGCAGCAGCACCCGCAGUGGCCCCCUGACAUGGUGAUGGAGGAGGCCAAGAAGCAGUUUGAGCAGAGCGCCCGUGACUUCAUGGAGAAGACCCUGCAGCUGGGUGAGACCCUCCGUCCUGACGGCUACUGGGGUUUCUAUGGCUUCCCUGACUGCUACAACGAUUUCCACGGCCUGCCCUACGCCGGAACGUGCCCAACGGUGGAGCAGCAGAGGAACAAGGAGCUGCGGUGGCUCUGGAAGAGCAGCCGGGCGCUCUACCCCAGCAUCUACCUGCCCCCCAUCUUCAACGGCACCGGCAAGGCUCUCACCUACGUCCGGCACCGUGUGGCUGAGGCCUUUGCCGUCCAGCGUGGUGUCCUCAACAGCAGCAUCCCCGUCCUGCCCUACUCCCAGAUUGCCUUCGACUGCACCGUCGACUUCCUCUCCCAGGAGGACCUGGUGAACACCAUCGGGGAGAGCGCAGCUCAGGGCACCGCUGGCAUCAUCCUCUGGGGCAGCCUCAACUACAGCAGCUCCAAGGAGAUGUGUCUGAGGCUGAAGGACUACAUAGAGGGGCCCCUGGGCCACUACAUCGUCAACGUGACGACCAGCGCUUCUCUGUGCAGCCAGAGCCUGUGCUCCGGCCGGGGUCGCUGCGUGCGCCAGGAGAACAAGAAGGGCUUCCUCCACCUUGACCCCUUCCGCUUCGCCAUCAAACUGCAAGCUGGCAAGCCCUGGCUGGUGGCACAGAGCCUGGAGUCCAGCGGUGACGACAUCUCCCGGCUGGCCCAGGAGUUCAGCUGCCAGUGCUACCACAAGUGGCAGGGACCUCGCUGUGACACCCAGGGCUUUGCAGAGUGAGGUCCCCACACCGUGCCGGGCACACCGGGGAGGGCAGGGUGACCAUCCCCAUCAACCUUCACUGUGGGGCUGGAAACCCGACCGUGGGGCUGCUAAUAAAGCUG